CUUUGUGUCGUUACAAUAAACUUUGUGUACAGUGCUAUGAUUGUAGUUUGAUUUAAACAUUAAAGCAGGAACUUAAAAACCCUCAAAUAACAAUAAUGAAAAUUUAAAUGCAAAAGUAAGAGGAAUAUAUAUGAACCAAAGCAAUUUGAGACAUCUCCAGGACAGAAUGAUGUUUUGGAUAUUUGUUUUGCUCUGCUUGGCCCGAUCAUGUAAGGGAGUCUUCAUAAACGGAUUGGACUGUAAUCUGAAUUGUGUGUGCUGUAAGGGAGGAGUAGAUCGAUGUGGAUAUAAUAUAUUUGCAAAUGAAGGCAAUUUUUGUUUUAAUGGCUGUGUUGACGGCAUAUUCGGCAACACAUGUCACAAUGCCUGUCAUGGUAACUGUUCUACGUGUAAUCAAGCAGUUGGUAGACCAUGUUACAGCUGCAAGGCUAAAUUUUAUGAUACAUACAGUCUGUGUAGCAAGAGAUGCUCAGUCGGAUGUUAUGGAGGAGUCUGUAAUGACGAUGGAACAUGUAGUCCAUGUUUAUCAAACUUCGAAGGAAAAGAAUGUGAGACAUGUAUACAAGGAAAAUAUGGGUCAGAUUGUACACUAGAUUGCACUCAUCAGAACUGCCGAUGUUCGACUGGAACUGAUUGUACUUCUUGUAAAAUGGGGUUCUACGGUAGAAGUACCUUCUGUCAAACAUCUUGUUCCCCGGGAUGUCUAGAUGGCGUUUGCAAUGAUAAGGGUAGUUGCAUAUGCCGAGCUGAGUUUACGGGAAUUACAUGCAGUGGAUGUCAGCCAGGACAUUAUGGGGCAUACUGCAAUAUAUCCUGUUCUGUAGGAAAUUGUCAGCAAGGGGAUUCAAAAACGAGCUGUAAUAUCGAUGGCGACUGUUUAUAUGGCUGCAUCAAUGACCUUGGAGGCAAAGAUUGUUCAGAAAGACGAAUUUACAUUGGCUCUCCCACAAAUGUUGCAACCGCAGCUUUAUCUGGAGUUUUUGGCAUUUUACUUAUUUGUACUGCUGCUGGUUGCUAUCUGUGGAACAGACGAAGGUCAUCACCAUCAGUUUCAGAACAGGAAAAUCAGCGUGAAACCGUAAUGACCUACGAACAGCUUCAAAGACAGACUAACUAACCAACAUACAAGAAUGUUGACGAAAAUUAUUCUGUUCUUUCAACGUAGAUGUUCGAAACACUGUGUCAUUUUUAUGCGAUUAGAGAUGUUACGACAGUUUUGUAACAAUAACAUAAUCAGGUUUAUGUUGACAUCUCAUACUUGU
This is a messenger RNA of Mya arenaria, 1262 nucleotides long. Its product is annotated as laminin subunit beta-4-like. The record is from RefSeq and is a predicted model, not a curated record. The transcript is spliced from 5 exons. Lineage: Eukaryota; Metazoa; Mollusca; Bivalvia; Myida; Myidae. The coding region runs from base 131 to 1117 and encodes 328 amino acids.